AUGUUUGGCGCCAUCGUUGCCGGUCGUCUCGUCCAGACCAACCUUCAACAGAUCGACGAAACUCAUUUCGUCUUUCCCUUGGAGCAGCCGUAUGAUAUCAAUCAUCUUACGGUCUUUUUACUAGGUACCGUUCCCUUCCCAGAAGGCUACGGAGCAUCUGUACACUUUGCGUGGCCUGGCAAGGAGUAUAUCCCAUUAGGAGUCCUUACCAAUGGAAAACCCUCAGCCAUUUUCCGUGUUCGCUCUCACCUCCCCCCUGGAGCUACCAUCGGCCAGCCGUCCCCACCCGCUCAGCUCGGUAUCGAAGUCGCGUCCCUGGCACAGCUGGAGGUCAUUCAAGCAGGGCUCAAUGCGGCCACUGAGGGCAAGGGCAAGGAGAUGGUGAGAAAUUUGGAUGUUGGGAAGAUUGCAGAGAAAGUGGUCAGGAAUUUGUUUAAUUACCUGCACUCUUUUGGUGGUGAAGGAGCUUUAACACCCACCACCCAGAUCCCUCUUUCAGUCUUCCAGCAAUGGUACACCAAUUUCACUCGCAAGAUCGAGAACGACAAGGGUGCUUCGUUCCUCGACCGAGAAGAUUAG
Molecule: messenger RNA, 579 nt
Organism: Cryptococcus wingfieldii CBS 7118
Lineage: Eukaryota; Fungi; Basidiomycota; Tremellomycetes; Tremellales; Cryptococcaceae
Exons: 7
Coding region: 1-579 (192 amino acids)
Biological process (GO): protein import into nucleus
Cellular component (GO): nucleus; cytosol
Molecular function (GO): nuclear import signal receptor activity
Source: RefSeq, a predicted model, not a curated record